Molecule: messenger RNA, 2526 nt
Organism: Peronospora matthiolae
Lineage: Eukaryota; Oomycota; Peronosporomycetes; Peronosporales; Peronosporaceae
Source: the annotation of a GenBank genome assembly
AUGUCGUCCAACAACACCUCGGCCAGUGUCUCCAUCGAUAAGUUCGAUGGGGACAACUACUCAACCUGGUGUCGCUACAUGCGCGGCGUGUUUCUGACGAAGUCAGUCUGGUACGUCGUGAACCGCGAAACGUCUCCAACCUUCACCGACACGCGAGCUUCCGACGAGUACGUCAAGGCGAGCAACAUCGCGUUCGGGUUGAUGUUGCUCCACAUGGACGCCGAAUACCACCAUGUGGUCGACAACUGUGAAGAAGCAUGGACAGCGUGGUUGCGGUUGAAGAUGCUCUAUGGUGGGUCGCAGAAGGCGGGACGCAUCUACCUCAAGCGCCAGCUGUUCAGCAUCAAGAUGGCGGAAGGUGCCAACGUCUUGCACCAUUGCAACGAAGUCUUGAACAUCGGCGCCAAGCUCAGCAGCAUCGGUGCCAAGAUGGAAGACGAAGACAUUGCGAUCUGCUUACUGCGCAGUCUGCCCAAGAGUUUCGAGAACGUGGUUCUCAACUUGGAGAUGAGCAGCGCAGAGCUUCAAUCGCGGGACGUCGUGAAAGUGCUCACGAACGAGCACAUCAAGAGACAAGGUGACAAGACGACAUCGGUGAAGACUGAAGACGCGGCGAAGGCGUUCAGUGCCGAGCGUGAACCUCGCCAGUGUACAUACUGCGGAAAAUUGGGGCACACGGCGGAGCGGUGCUGGACCAAGCAGAAGGACGAAAAUCAAGGUGGAGCUCGACGCGGCGGCAACAAUGCUCGUGGACGCGGAGCCAACAACGUUCAGUGGCGAACCAACAGCAACUACGAUGACAACUACGAUCGAGUUGCGUUCGCGGUUUCGCUGGAGGCUGGACUUUCGACGGGCAAGAAUAUGCCAGGGAUGUGGGCAGUCGACAGCGGUGCGACGCAUCACAUCUGCAACGACAAGGCCAAGUUUGCAAGCCUGAAUGAGCGAGAGGAAGGCGAACUAUCAGUGGCUGAUGGCAGCAAGGCUGCGAUCAAGGGUGUGGGAACCAUCAUGGAACGGGUGGUUCUACCCAAUGGUGACGAACGCGACAUCGAGAUCAAGGACGCACUGUUCGUACCAAGUAUGAGCAAGAAUCUGCUUUCGGUGCCACAGAUCAACAAGGGUGGCAGGUUCCAAGUCGUGUUCGAUGGAUCCAAGAUGCAAGUGAAGCGCAAGAAUUCCACACUAGUCGUGGCAACAGCGGAUCUCGUCGAUGGACUUUACUGGCUGCGGACUCCUCAACGAUCGGCAAAUGCAGCAACACGCAAUGGGACCAUCGACUUGCAUGCGCGCAUGGGUCAUGCACCCCUCGAAGUUCUGCGCAAGAUGAUGGCCACCGGCAUGAUCAAGGACGCCAAGGCACCUCUCAACUCGACUGGUCCAAGUGUGUGUCGCGGUUGCCAGCAAGGAAAGAUGGUCCAAAAACCAUUCCCAACCAACCGUGACAAACGCCAAUAUGGUGUGUUCGAGUUGCUGCACUUCGACAUCUGCGGGCCAAUGGAACAAGUCUCGAUCGGCGGCAGCAGAUACUUACUGCUUGUGGUUGACGAAGCUAGCGGUUGCAUGAAGGGCUUCUGUCUGCGGUCCAAGUCUGAGAGUGAAGACUGUAUCAAGAACCACAUCAUCAAGAUUCAAACUCAGUUCGGCACGAAGAUCAAGUUUGUUCGGCACGAUGGAGCGCAUGAGUUUGCGACCAACUCCAUCAAGACCUUCUACGAAGAUCAUGGUAUCGAACAACAGAUCACGGUGCCGUAUGCACACCAGACCAACGGCACCGCAGAACGCGCGAUAAGGACCAUCGUCACGAUCGGACGCAGCUUGUUGCAUCAUGCAAAACUGGAGAAGUGUUUCUGGGCUGAAGCGGCAAUGACGGCGAUCUACAUCAAGAACCGCCUGCCUUCAUCCAAGAUCGACCACAAGACUCCGUUCGAGAUCGUGUACAAGUCGAAACCAAGUGUCAAGCACAUGCGCGUGUUUGGAUGUUGGGCGUUUAUCCUGACACCAAGGGAGAAGCGAUUGAAGUGGGACCCGAAGGCUCGUGAAGGGAUGUUCAUGGGCUACGAAGAAGCGUCAAAAGCUUAUCGAGUGUACGACAUUGAGGCGGGCCAAGUGGUGAUCAGUCGUGACAUCACCUUCGACGAAUCGACUUUUGACUUUUCGAUGGACCGACCAAGUGACGAUGAUGAAGAUGCGGAGUUGGACCUCGACCUCCUGGCGAUCAACGAGGACGACGUGCGUCAAACCGUCUACAAGCAGACUGGCAAGCGCAAGAGUGAAGCAAGACCCGGCAUGUCACGUUCAGCUCGCCCUCGAACUGGGUUGGAACAAGCAAGUGCGCUGGAAUACGUCUCCAACCGUCACCAGAAACGACGAUCAAGUGCUCCAGAAACGAUGCCUGAUGACGAAGAAGAUGCAAGCGUGUACGAUCAAGAUGACGACUCGACGCCUCCAACAUUUUGGCGUGCAAGUGCAAACGCAGUGGAAGCAACGGACCUAGCAGAACCUGUGACUUUUCAAGACGCGAUCUGA